Molecule: messenger RNA, 606 nt
Organism: Cyclocybe aegerita
Lineage: Eukaryota; Fungi; Basidiomycota; Agaricomycetes; Agaricales; Hemipholiotaceae
Source: the annotation of a GenBank genome assembly
AUGUUUUCUGACGAGUGCUAUGUUUACCUUGGGGAUAAUCGCGGCCGGAUUUAUGUUACAUGGCACCCAGAUGAAGAACUAUUGGAGGAAUGUUUAGUCCCAGCCUUCAAGCAGUCAACAGUACACGUCAUGGUCUGGGGCUGCAUUGUCAAGGAUCAGAAAGGGCCUUUGGUGGUGUUGGAGUACCCAGGGGGAAAGGGAGGAGGUAUGAAUUCUAAACACUACCAAGAACAGGUCCUUGAGCCUGUUCUUCUUCCUCUUUAUUAUCUCUUGGAUCAAGAGAGAGGGAAUAUGAGGUUUCAGCAGGAUGGCACUCCUAGCCACAGCAGCAAGGUCACGAAGAGGUGGUUUGCCCAACAUGGCAUCCCACUCUUCCCACAUCCUCCUUCUUCGCCCGACCUAAACCCCAUUGAACCCUUAUGGCACAUUCUUAAAUCAACACUCAGACAUCUUCCACACCCGCCUACAACCGUCAAUGGGCUGCGUGCUGCCGUUUUGCGUGCGUGGGAGGAGAUUCCCGUGGAGGUCAUCAAUCAUCAAAUUGGAAACAUGGAUCAUCGUGUUAAGGCUGUCCUAGCUGCAAGAGGUGGACAUACGAGAUUCUAA